UUUGAUAAACACUAGACUUUGGAGGAAUCCACUCCAACUCGAAAGUUGUACAAGAGCAACUUCUGGCAGCCAUGCAACUAUAUCACAUAUGUUUAUGUCGCAUAAACAAAAAACUUUCGGGGGGCCUACUCCUGCGACAGCUGUGUCCAACCUCAUGGCUGAUUUGGAGAGGACAAAGGCUGAAAAUGCUAAAUUGUUUCAACUGCUACAGAGGACAUCACAACAACAAAAGACGCGUAUAAACGAUAUUACGCGGACAAACACCACCUUGACGAACGUUAACAAACCGACAAAUAAGACAAAGAACACAGUUGAGAAUAUACGAACUGCAACUAACGCAACUAACGGUAAGACAAAGAAACACAUGAUAUUAACGGAAGAUGUGGACGACAUACGGUCAUUUAAUAAUGAGACAAUGACACCUGACAGUAGACACGAGACGAUGACGGAUAAAAGAACAAGUAGCCGAGCCGAUAUACCUAAAGCCUCAACAUCCAACCUUACUACGGAAGAGUUCCAAAGAAAAGUUCUCCAGUCAUUGACUGAUCUCGGAAAAAGAUUAUCUGUCUGCGAGCGUAUGACUACGGAAAACAAUACAAUGUUGCAGAGUCUUACGGCGAAAAAGAAAGUUGGCAAAAUAAAUCCUCCAAGCUGGUUGCCUUUUAAAAGUGUCCAGGAUCUGAUUUCCUUCGAAAAUGUGGAUGACGACACGUACAAUCAAACUGUCGAUUAUCUAGCGUAUUUGGGUGGCCACAACGUCGACGAUUGUAUUUCAAUAUACCUUAAGAACAGUUUUGCAUUGACGGAGAAUUUGCUGAAAAAAUUUUCUUGGCUUGGCCAACGAACUAAAAAUAUUACAAAUCUCUCUGAAUUACGCUUUAUAACAACUUGCCAAGAAGCGGUGUCCUUACACCAUAAGUUUAAAAAGCCUAACAGCACGGAGUUUUCGGACGCCGUGACCAAAGCUCUGAAGGCUCUUAAAGAGAACUUGCGGCGCCAAAUUGCAGCAAAAGCUGCUGAAAAGCAGCCACCUCGACGAUCAAGGUCUCGAUCGCCGAAUGGAAGCGAGGAUAGCUCUGAAACAAGCACUUUAAGGAGGAAGGUGAAGAGGCUUAAAAAAAAGCAACCACUUCGACAGUCCAGAUCCAGGUCUCGAUCGCCGAAUGGAAGCGAAGAUCGCUUUGAAACAAACGCUUCGAGGAGAAAGAACGUGGUGGAGUUUAAAAAAAAUAACCACCUCGGCAGACCAGACCCAGGUCUUGCUCUCCGGAUGGGAGCAAGGAACGCUUUGAAGCAAGUACUCCGAAGAGCAGCAGGGGGAUGGAGCAGGUGCAGAACGAACAAAUCCUGUAGUCACACAGCAGUACCUUAGUACUACCACAUAAUAAUAACGUGAUAACCACCAUUGCCGAUAUUCGUAAUGUCGAGAAUGCCGAGGAUUUCCCAUUCCCCCUGAAUAUAGAAAAUAUCAACAAUUGUGCAGAGAAUGACUUCGAGAGAGUUGCUGAAUUUUAGUAUGAGGCGCAAGAUAUGGAAGAAAGAGGAGAAAAUGAAGAAUAUUAUGCUGCAGAAGAAGAUGAUGAAGGGAAAAAUGAAUAAAAUAAAGAAGAAAGCGAAGAUAGCGACGAAGUGAUGCAAAUUGAGUGCCUUAUAGACGACCCCGUUGUUCGUUCAUACAUUCUUUCGCAGUCUAUGAUGAACAAAAAAUUA
Molecule: messenger RNA, 1710 nt
Organism: Nasonia vitripennis (jewel wasp)
Lineage: Eukaryota; Metazoa; Arthropoda; Insecta; Hymenoptera; Pteromalidae
Exons: 8
Coding region: 89-1372 (427 amino acids)
Source: RefSeq, a predicted model, not a curated record